AUGUACGUCAACGUGUAUACUGGCAUGUGGGUCGAUUAUUCCAAUGGGCGAAUCACUGGUGCAACCAUAACCCUGACUGCUCGAAAUGGCUCAAUCUUGGUAGCUGCCCUAUCUAUAUUCCUUGUCCUUGUUGGAAGCCAGUUCUGGAGCAUUCUGACUUUUGAUAUUCACUGGAUGAACACAACAGACAAGAUUACUGAUAUACUGCACUUUCAGCACCAGGCAACCUUUCGCAAUGCCGGCACAUCAAUCGGUGCUACUCGAGAAUUGCUGGCGCUUCCAUUCCCAUGGCGGCGUCGACAAACGGGGCCAAGAGACUUCUCGGUGACUAUACUUCGGUCACGGGCGUGGGCUUUGCUUGCUCUUACCAACUUCUGCGUUUGGUCUACGGUUGGACCCUUUUCAUGUGCCAUUACUAGAUCUGCCGGAAGCCACUUUUUGAUUGCGCCAGGAACUUGUGGGAUAGUAUUUGACAACACGUCUGAAACCGGCCUUUCAAGCAAAUCACUUAGCAAAACCAUCAUUGCGGACACACACGCACGAGGUUGUUAUGAGAGUAAUGAUAGCUCGGCACAAUGUAACUCGUUUGUUCAAAAACAAUUACAUGGACCGAAGAUGCAAACGCGUACCGCGCUCUCGGGAAUGGCUUCUGCUCGGCUACGCUUGAACUUGACAGCGGAUGCAUCGACUCUCACUACGAGCUGGGUAUUAACGCGCCCCUGGAAAACCGAAUUUAUUACCGCAGGCUCGAUGAGUCAUUAUGGUGGAGAUAUUAAGGCCUCAAGCUGGUUUCCCUCGCAGGAAUCCUACCUGCCAGAUGAAGAUCUCACCCUCGUCUGGCUACUUCCAAAUUUUGUGUUCUCCAUGACCCCUAUUGACGACCCAUUUUUUGGAUUUCAUGCAAAUCAUAUCUCAAAAAGACUCUGCCAACCCGAUAAUUUGGUAAACAUCAUGGCUUGUACUGAUCAAUAUCAAGUGUGUAAUCCAAAGAGACAAACGCCUAUAUGCUCCCCGGUAACUGCAGCCGUCCUAUUACGAGACAACAUUUCCACCAUUGAGCUGAAUCCCACUCAGAAUGCCACAGCCAGACUGAUACUGGCCCUAAAUGGUGCUGAAGGUAUCAGUUCCUCACUUGGGGGAAGAGGGGCAGGCGCGCUUCGUGCAGGCGAAAAGGUUGCUCAGUCCAUUCAAAAACUCCAGUAUGCCAUUGUUGAAUAUCCAACCGGUCCGACUUCUCCCUUAAUGGAAAAUCUUGCCCUGAAGGUUCCGCAGAGGUCUGAAUCCCAGAAUCUCUGCCGAUCAAUGAAAGUACCAAACCCAGGAGGGUACAAGUCCUUUAGCGUUCUUGCCCUCGUUAUGGUUCUCGUUGUAGCAGGCAUGGUCAUUAUCAUAAGCAUCAUUCUUGAGCCCGUCACCAAUUGUAUUUAUAACAAUUGGGUCACAGAGCACCAGUUCCGGAGGCUUCAAUGGAUUCUCGACGGAAAGCUGCAGCUUCAGCGAAUAGCAGUUCAUUAUCGGGCGGCUGGAAAGCCCAGGGUGACAUCAUUUGAUGAUACCAGGCACACCUGGCACCCAAGAACACGCACCGCUUCGAGAGCAGCUUGCAUGAAUGUGAAUAAACAACACAGAGGUUGGGAAAGGAAGGAUGGUGAAAGGCACCGAGGUGCUGCGCCACCAACUCGAUCCAAUCAAGGCUGAUAUGGUCAUCAGCUCGGCGGUUCUGGAUAAUGACGAUGAGG
Messenger RNA from Fusarium oxysporum Fo47, 1739 nucleotides. RefSeq lists its product as uncharacterized. NCBI's taxonomy places the organism in Eukaryota, Fungi, Ascomycota, Sordariomycetes, Hypocreales, Nectriaceae. The transcript is spliced from 5 exons. The record is from RefSeq and is a predicted model, not a curated record. The coding region runs from base 1 to 1698 and encodes 565 amino acids.